AUGGAACGGGACCCUUUUCUAGGACAGGAACAACACGCUCUAGAUGCGAAUGCUCGCGAAAGAACGUUGACGAAGGAAAACCUAGCGCAGCUGACUCCAGUGCACCGAGCAGCGCAGUCGACGCUGGUGCCGGCGCCCGCGUCCAACGCCGUCGACGACAACAAGGGUCUCUUUGUGACUAGUGGCGGUGCACCAGACGCUGAAUGUGGCGCUAGUAGAAAAAGUCCAAAAAUGGAUGACGAAAAGGCAAAAAGAGAAACGUGCAGCGUGCCUGGGGCUGAAGUUGCGAGCGAAACGGAUCCAGGGACUGCAGUGCAACCCAGCACUGCCCAGGAAGCAUCCAUUGAACCAACGGAAACGACACUUGUAACCGAACACGCUGUGCCCCAGUCACUGCUUCCAGCAGCGGAUAAAGACGAGUACAAGCCGGCGAGCAGAAGGCUAAAGUCCACGAAAACCGAUCGCCUGCCGUUUCGUGGUGUUCCGCGAAUGGAAGGUCACCUCUACAAGUGGACCAACUACCUCAAGGGAUGGCAACGUCGACUCUUCGUCCUCGAGAACGGUGUGCUCAGCUACUACGUCGAACGCACGGCUCACGCAGGAGCCGCAGACGAGGCCCACGCUCUUAGCGCUACGUCGAACGCGGCAGCUUCCGGGAACCCGAACGCUCCGGGUGUGGCAUCGCUGCUGUCACCGCGUCGACUUUUCGGUUCAUGGAAUGCUCCUGAAUCACCAGAGGUUGAACGAGCGUGCAAAGGGCGAAUUAAUUUGCAGCUGGCAGUGAUCACUCGCCACGAUACGGAGUUAUCGCGUUUGAUCAUUGACACGGGGACUCAGAUCUACCAUCUGCGGGCCGAAUCGAAUGACCUGUGUCAACAGUGGCUCGAUGCAUUACUGCGUUCGAAGAGCUACUUUGAACGCCUGGCGAGAAGAGCGGCCGCACGACGACUGAAGGCAGUUGGAGAUACCCCCGGAGACGCGAACCCCUCGGCCGGAGAUCAUCCACCGAGUGAACAUGCGCACCACAGCAGCAGGUCCGAGCCGGGUGCUAACGGGCAACCCAGCAAGCGAAGUCCAACUCCCGGUGUCGUUGUCGCAGCUUCACGGGAAAGUGCUCCGGGUAGUCGCGGGGAACUUGAAGCCGAUCGCACAGCCACCGACGAGGAUGACGAUGAAGAAGACGAGGAUGCACGCCUGGAACGAGAGUUCGGUGAGGAAGACGAGGCAACGCUGCAAGCUCGUCAGGCUCGUGAGGAGCUGCUUGCCGAGCUGGUGCGAUUUCAAGGGCAUGUACGGGAGGCGGUAACCCAGUUAUCGCCUCCGGACUUGUUGCACGUUCUCGUGAAAGGCCUCUGGAAUGAAGAGCCGUCCACGGAGUCAGCCGGUGGUACGCACGAUGUGGUUGCUGUGCUGAGCGCGCUUCUUGAGCUGCUCACAUGGUGUAUUCAUGUGCUGCAGUCAGACGGGGCUCUCUGGCGACAUCGCCUUGUGGCGGAGAGGGCGCGAGCUCUUAGAGCAGAAGCCGAGGGCGCAGCACUCCAACGCCAACUAGAUGCUCUUCUACGGGAACUAGAACGCAUCGAAUGGUUCUCGCAAGCGUCUCCUGAAUGGGAAACCAACGACCGGUCACGUUCACCUAGUCAACACGUCGCUUCUGUCGCGGAUACGGAUGAUGGCACAGGCGAUACCGAUGAGUUCUUCGAUGCUGGCUCUGGUAGUGUCGUGUCGACGCCAUGGUCGAGCCCGUCCACAGCAACCGCCACAGAAGCGACCGGAGUCGAAGCCGGCAUAUCGGCGACGAGCCUCACACCAGGCUCGUCGGCGAUACGCCCCUCUUGGGUACCGACAUCGAGUGAGUCACUAGCCGAGCGCACUUGGCGUGUGCUGGAACGUCUCCGACGGGCGAGCACGGAGGCCCGUCGUCGUUCGCCGAACUUGUGCGAAGCAAACCUGUUGACGCAGCCGCCAGCGAGCGCCGAUAACCAGCUCCAGUCGUCGACGUCAUCGGCUGUUACCGAGACCUCGAGCAGCUGUGCGUCCGCUGUAGUAGUGCCCCAAAACGAAACCUUCGUGACGAUACCUCGUGAGCCGCGUCGGCGCCUUCCUAUUUCAGAUAGCGAGACGCCACCGAAACCUUCGUUAUGGAGCAUUCUCAAAGACGCUGUCGGAAAGGAUCUCUCCCGUAUCUCCAUACCUGUGGUGUUUAAUGAGCCCAUUUCCUUCUUACAACGAUUAGUCGAGGAUGUCGAGGGUGCAGCGCUCCUGGAUCGCGCUGCGGCAACCGUGGACCCUGCACUGCGUCUGCUCCUGGUGGCAGCGUUUGCGGUGUCGCACUACGCUUCUACUUUGGGUCGCACCGGAAAACCCUUUAACCCGCUCCUGGGGGAGACCUUCGAAUUCGUGACGCCGGAACCCUCCUCCAUUCGCGUCCUCUGUGAACAAGUGAGCCAUCAUCCGCCGGUAAGUGCCUCGUAUGCCGUCGGUCGUGACAAGCGCUGGGUCUACCACACUACCUGUGAGGUGCGCAACAAGUUCUGGGGUAAGAGUAUUGAGGUGUUCCCGUAUGGCAAGUGCCAUGUACAUAUUCCGGAGUUUGACGAUCACAUCACAUAUCGGAAAGCGACUACUUGUGUCCAUAACAUUCUCGUGGGGAAGAUGUGGAUCGAUAAUUACGGGGAAAUGGUGCUUGUGAACCAUCGUAACGGUUACCGGUGUGUGGUGAAACUCACCAAGACUGGAGCCUUUUGGGGAUCACGCGACACAUACGGUUCGGUGUCUGGUCGAGUUUUCGACGCAGACGGACGCGAGUGUCCUCUGCGGCUCGCGGGUUCCUGGUUGUCGGCGCUCCGGGUGGAGUUUCUGCAGGAGCCGCUCGGGGAUCAACCGCGGGUGCUUCGUGCGGAAACCGUUUGGACAAGACCGGUGGAGCCACCGCCGGGUGCCUCUGGACCCUUUCAUAUGACGCAGUUCGCCAUUGCACUGAACGAGUUGACCGAGGAACUUCGAGUGGUGUUGCCGCCUACGGACUCUCGGUUUCGACCGGAUCAGCGGUUCCUGGAGAACGCGGACUACUCCAAAGCAACCGCAGAGAAACUGAGACUCGAGGAAAAACAACGCGCCGCCCGGAAAGCGCGGGAACAAGCCGGCAAACCCUGGAAACCCCUCUGGUUUGAGCCGGAGCGCGACCCCCAGUCCGGAGAUAUCGAGUGGAGCUUCAACGGGCGCUACUGGUCAGCGAGGCAGCGCUACGACUGGUCGCAAUGCCCCGAUAUUUUUUAA
Messenger RNA from Cyanidioschyzon merolae strain 10D, 3279 nucleotides. RefSeq names its product oxysterol binding protein. Gene Ontology annotation, molecular function: sterol binding. Gene Ontology annotation, cellular component: membrane; cytosol; intracellular membrane-bounded organelle. The transcript has a single exon. Bases 1 to 3279 code for a protein of 1092 amino acids. The record is from RefSeq and is a predicted model, not a curated record. NCBI's taxonomy places the organism in Eukaryota, Rhodophyta, Bangiophyceae, Cyanidiales, Cyanidiaceae.